UGCAACUUGCAUCUCCAAACCACACGCAAACACUUGAGCUUCUCUCUCUCCCUCCUCUCUCUUUCUCUCUCUAGGAAUAGCUUGGUGAGGACUAGGGCUUUGUAGUGAUAGAGAUGACAAAGGUGCAUCCGAACGCCGCCGCAGCAGCAGCCGCAGCAGCGGCCGCAGCCGGCGGCAGCCAGGCUCUCGGCCAGGUCAGGAGCUUCUCCAUGGCGUACGAGGAGGAGAAGGUGCUGACGGUGUGGAAGAAGUCCCUGCUCCUCAACUGCAACGGCUUCACCGUGUACGACUGCAAGGGGAAUCUUGUUUUCCGGGUCGACAACUACCUCGCCGGCAACAAGGGCGAGAUCGUCCUCAUGGACGCCGCCGGCAAGCCUCUCCUCACCAUCCGUCGCAAGAGGUUGAGCCUCAGCGACAACUGGCAAGUCUUCGACGGCGAGACGGCGGCGAACCCUCGCUUCACAGCGAGGAAGCACACCAACAUCAUCAACACCAAGAGCCUGGCCCAGGUGAGCGUGGGCAGCGGCGGAUCCGCUAGUGGGAGCUCCUCGCCGUCCUCGGCGCCGUCCUCGCCGUCCUCAUCCUGGUCCCCCAGGAGCGGCGGCAAGAACGUGGCGUACGAGAUCGAGGGAUCGUACGCGCAGCGCUGCUGCACGGUGUACGACGCCCAGAGGAGGGUGGUGGCGGAGAUACGGCAGAAGGAGGCGGUGGGGAGCGACGUGUUCCGGCUGGUGGUGAAGCCGGGGAUGGACAUGGCGGUGGCGAUGGCCCUCGUCAUCCUGCUCGACCAAAUGUUCGGCUCUUCCAGGCGGUUCUCGAACUGAAUCGACGCCCGAAACGACCUCGUUUUGGACAGCGAAGUACAUUAGAGAGACGUACAUAAAUUCUGACGUCAUAUAUAUGAAUACAAUUUGGAAGCAGCACCAACCACAAACCAUCGACAAUCUCCAACCAUUUUCCCUCUUUUAGACAGUCACAUAAAAAAUAUAUAUAUUUCCCCACUUUUUUUUUAUUUUUUUUUUAUGUUUUUUAAUCUGAGAGUUUUUUUUUUUGUUGCUCUUUUUUUGGAGCUUCGUUUUUUUUCCUUUUAAAUAAAAAACCAAGCUCCAAGUGGGGAGAUAUAUAUAUGCUGUAUUAUUGUGUAAUUUUCUCUCUUUUUUUGCCACUUUUUUUCCUUUUU
This is a messenger RNA of Rhodamnia argentea, 1180 nucleotides long. Its product is annotated as protein LURP-one-related 8-like. Lineage: Eukaryota; Viridiplantae; Streptophyta; Magnoliopsida; Myrtales; Myrtaceae. The record is from RefSeq and is a predicted model, not a curated record. The transcript has 2 exons. The coding region runs from base 114 to 824 and encodes 236 amino acids.